AUGGAAAUCGACGAUGAGAUCGUCGCCCGAUGUAAAGGCCAAUUUGACACUGAACAGCUACAUGAAACAUAUGAAAGAAGGAAACAAAUUGAAGAGUCAAGCUCAAUCAUUCUCUCUGUUGCUCCAGCUUUUUCAAUCACAGCCGCCAUCUUCUCCGUGGCCAGCAUCUCGUUUUUGAUUUGGGCGAUCGUGCGCAGAAGACUUCCGAAUAGAAAAUACAGGUUGGUCAAGUUUCACUUGCCUAUGGUUUAUUUUAUCGAAGUUGCCUGUGUUGUAGAGGUGAUU
This is a messenger RNA of Mesorhabditis belari, 285 nucleotides long. The record is from the annotation of a GenBank genome assembly. NCBI's taxonomy places the organism in Eukaryota, Metazoa, Nematoda, Chromadorea, Rhabditida, Rhabditidae.